Molecule: messenger RNA, 5855 nt
Organism: Monodelphis domestica (gray short-tailed opossum)
Lineage: Eukaryota; Metazoa; Chordata; Mammalia; Didelphimorphia; Didelphidae
Source: RefSeq, a predicted model, not a curated record
CAGAUUCUGAAAGACUUUAAACAUCAGAUAGAGGCAUAUGUAUUUGUAAAGAGACACAAUAGGGAGACACUGGAGUUUAUUAAGCAGGAGUAACAAGAUCAGACCUGCUGUGGGAUAUGACUGUCAGCUUUGGAGAGGGCAGAAACUUAAGGCAGACUAACCAAUUAGAAUGUUAUUGCCAGAGGUGAUAAAGGUCUGAACUAUGGUGGUGGCUAUGUAGGUUUAGGAAAAGAGAUGGUUGCAAAAAAUAAUUGUUAUGCUUUUGUAAUGUAGGUUAAAUAUUUAAGAAUGACUUAAGAUGUAAGGAUGGUAUUGCCCUUGACCACAGUGGGGAAUUUCGCAAGGGAUGGAUUUUGGCAAGAAAAUGAUUGGUUCUGUUUUGAACAUGUUGAAUUUGAGAUGUCUAUGAGAUGUCCAGUUUUAAAUAACCAAUAGACUUUUGGGGGAUGGUGGGGCUGGAGCUCAGGAGAAAGACUAGACUUGGAUAUAUAGUUCUGUGAGUCAUCUGUGUAGAGAUAGUAAUUGAAUCCAUGGCAACCAAUGAGGUCACUAAGAGAGUGUAUAGAGAGAAGUGAGCCCAGGACAGAGACAUCCCAGUACAUCCACAGUUAGGGGGUGGGAUAUGAAUGAUGAUCCAGCAAAGGAACGGUGAGACAGGUAGGAAGAGAGCCAAGAAAGAGCAGUAUCACAAAAACUCAGAGAGGAGAGGGUAUCCAAGAGGAGAGGGUAGUCAACAGUGCCAAAUACAUACUGCAGAGAGGUCAUGAAGGAUGAGGACUGAGAAAAAGCCAUUGCUUUUGGCAAUUAAUUCUCCCCUUAGCCAGAAUUGUUGAAAGGUAGCACAUAAAUUAAAGAUAAAAUAAUUCAGAAGGAGGAAGACCAAAUCAAGAUGUGUAGCUCUGUUGCUGCCAGAUUGUGGUUCUUGACAGAUCGUCGAAUCAGAGAAGACUACCCUCAGCAGGAGAUACUGCGAGCUCUAAAGGCCAAAUGUUGUGAGGAGGAACUGGACUUUAGAGCUGUGGUGAUGGAUGAAGUUGUGUUAACAGUGGAGCAAGGGAAUUUGGGUCUCCGAAUCAAUGGGGAGCUGAUCACUGCCUAUCCCCAGGUGGUGGUAGUAAGAGUACCAACACCUUGGGUGCAAAGUGAUAGUGAUAUCACCGUACUACGUCACCUAGAAAAGAUGGGAUGCCGGCUGAUGAAUCGGCCUCAAGCUAUCCUGAAUUGUGUCAAUAAGUUCUGGACCUUCCAAGAGCUAGCUGGCCAUGGUGUUCCCCUUCCAGAUACCUUCUCUUAUGGCGGUCACGAAAAUUUCGCUAAGAUGAUUGAUGAAGCAGAAGUAUUGGAGUUCCCAAUGGUGGUGAAGAAUACACGGGGUCAUAGAGGUAAAGCUGUUUUCCUGGCUCGAGAUAAGCACCACUUGGCUGACCUAAGCCAUCUUAUUCGCCAUGAAGCGCCAUACCUAUUCCAGAAGUAUGUGAAGGAAUCCCAUGGCCGAGAUGUGCGAGUCAUUGUGGUGGGAGGCCGUGUGGUGGGCACUAUGCUGCGCUGUUCAACUGAUGGAAGGAUGCAAAGCAACUGCUCUCUAGGUGGUGUGGGAAUGAUGUGCUCACUGAGUGAACAAGGAAAACAACUUGCCAUCCAGGUGUCAAACAUCUUGGGAAUGGAUGUGUGUGGCAUUGACCUACUGAUGAAAGAUGACGGCUCAUUCUGUGUCUGCGAGGCCAAUGCAAAUGUAGGUUUCAUCGCCUUUGAUAAGGCUUGUAAUCUAGACGUAGCUGGUAUGAUAGCGGACUAUGCCACCUCCCUCCUGCCCCCUGGCCGGCUCACACGGCGCAUGUCCCUGCUCUCCGUGGUGUCCACGGCCAGCGAGACUAGUGAGCCAGAGCUGGGCCCCCCAGCCAGCACUGCUGUCGACAACAUGAGCGCAAGCUCCAGCUCUGUCGACAGCGACCCCGAAACCACGGAGAGGGAGCUACUCACCAAGCUCCCAGGGGGCCUGUUCAACAUGAACCAGCUGCUAGCCAAUGAAAUCAAACUCCUGGUGGAGUGACUCCACCUGUAAAUAAUUAACAAACAAAGCCCUUGUAAAUCUUUCUCUCUCUCUCUCUUUUUUUUCCCAUUUUUUCCUUCCUUUUUUGAAACCAACUUGCAAUGCUGUUUAUGAGAGAAGCUCAGGGAGCUGGGGGGAAACUGAGCCAAGUUAGAUAAGAGAACAAAGAGAGAAAAGGAAAAAAACCUAUGUUUUUCAGUCACUGUUGUCCUCCAUUUUUUAACACUGCUGAACCAUUAAAUGGAUUUUACCAUAUGAAUUAAUAAGGCAGAAGAGUAGGGGUAAGGUCUUCAAGCUCAAGUAGAUAAUUCCUUCACUAUUACCUUUUAAAAUACCCUCAAAAAGAAUGUGUAUUAGGGCCAGAGAAGAAGAGAUAUUGCACAACUCCUUUUAUCUUUUGUGUUUGAAAAGUCAACACUUUACUACAGAUCAUAAUUCCCCUCUCUAGAGAUCAUUUAUUAGAAAUGGGUCAGAGGAAACAUCUGCUAAAAUUAAAGAAGCUUUUUAAUUUACAAAACUGAAAUUUCUACCAUUUCAGUUUUCAAUUCUUUGUCCAUAUAUCUUUAUAAAUUUUCCAGAAAAGUUUUAGUAUGGGUGCCUCAUAUUUUAUUGUACAUUUUCUUUUUCAAAUUAGAUGGGAGGGCAAGAUAGAUGUGAUCUAUAAAAACAUUUCUUAAUAAUGACAGAAGUGGCAUGUUUGCAUAACGGAAGAUAGAUGAACAGCGUUGCAAUGUUUGGUGUACAAAGUAACAUUUAAUCGAAUGUGGAAAAACUUACACUAGUUUAAAUAUGUGCAUUGCCUUGUAUUUGUUAGUGUUUUAGUCUUUUGGAAGAUAUAAACUAUGUUAAUGUUGCAUUUUUUUAAUACAUGCUAGUCCAAUAUUCCCUGCUCUAUGCCUGCAUCUUUAACAAUGGCCAAAGUGAAGAAAACGCUACCUUUUGUUAACAAGACACUGAAUUGAAGCCUGUGCAUCUUUUUUAUUAUCCUUUUUUUCCUUUUCUUUUUUUCCCUUUGUUUUGUCUUUAAAUGGUGGUUGGGUAAAUUAAGGUGAAGAUAGAAAAAUAAUUUAUAUUUGGGAAAACUGGAGCUGCUUUAAUAAGCUAUAGAAUCCAUCUUGAUGCCAGUAUUUUCUACUUGAGCAUUCACAUUUUAGAAAGGUGGGGUGCGUGUGUAUUUGGGGUGGUGGUGGUGGGGACUCAUGGGUUUCUUUUUUUUUGUUGGGGUUUUUUUUUACCUUGAUGUCAAGUGAGAUAAAACAACAGAUAAAGUCAAUGGGAUCUCUUGGGAAGAAGUUCUUGACUUCAAGGAAAAGAACAUGAGUUAUUUUAAGAACUAGACUUCAUGAGGAGCUUGGGGGUGGGGAACAACCACUUGAAGGCCCAACGAGGAAUAGAUACUUCCCAGGUCUGUGUGUAUAUGCUAUUUUGUGUCAGCUGAUAUCUUUCCUUAGUUAUUGACUUUUCAGGGUAUGUUUAUUUAAGGCCACAUGCUUUUUAUCCACUUUCUUGGCCAGGCAUUUUCCCACUUCUGCUCAUGGGGUUUGGAGGGAAGGAUGGGAGGGAAGAAGAAAAAAAAGGCAGCAGCAUUGGGUCUCGCCAUAACAUUAUCAGCUUUCCCUACUGUUCUUUUUCUCCCUUGCCCACUAAAUCUGUAAAGCCAUGAAGCUACAAGUGGUGUCAGCACACAUAAAUACACAUAUACACAAACAAACAGCAACAACAAUGAACAGGGAUAAAGGUAUCCCACAGAGGUGUUGGAGUAUGUAUGAGAGAGAAAUGGAGAUGCUGCCAACCUCCGCAGGAUUCUUAAAAGAGCAAGCACCAUCUCCCCUACAAUCCUCUGCGGUUUUUCUUUGAGCCACUUCUUUGCUUCUCCAGUGCUGUCUGUCUUCAUGUGGACCUUAAACAUAAUCUCGUGGAUACUACUAGAAAGACUUCAAGGCAAUAAAAAAGAAAGAUCAGUAUUAACCUGUUGUAACAGAGGUUUGAUCAUGCAUACUUGUAUAGGAUUUUCUUUCAUUUUAAAAAGGAAUGUAACAAAAAUGGAUUUUUAAAUAGAAUUAAAUAAUAUUAAAAUUGAGUAGAAGGUUAAUUGUUGAUAAAUAGAAUAGUAACUCUGUGCCAGUGUCUGACUUCAUAAUAGAAGGUACUCUUUAGAAGGAAUUUCUCAUGAAACUUAGGAUACUCUAAAUCACAUGCAAAUAAUUUGGCUUAUAAUACGCAGUGUGCUCAGUGUAUAUCUAAUAUGCUUGAGAGCCAUAAACAGAAAAGGAUCACAUGUCAGAUGGUACUCUAAUUGAAUUCUCUUACUUUGAUGGUUCCAGUACAUUGUUUGGUCAAGAGAAGUAAAAAAAAAAUCAAGAAAGGAGAAAGCAUGCUCUUAAUUGCAUUUACCACGAAUGUUUUUUAUGUAGAGACCAUCUCUAUAUGAUACACUUGGAAUAUGUCUAUACGCAUGUGUGUGUGUGUGUGUGUGUGUGUGUGUGUGUGUGUGUGUGUGUGCGCGCGCGCACGCGCGCGCGUGAGUGCACAGAUGUGUACAAGUAAACAUUUUUUCCUUUGACAAUAAAGGAAAAGAACCUUAGGUUUGUGGUGUUGGAAAGGGAGGGGAUAGGGGAAUUAAUUUAAUAUCAUUUGCACUUAUACAUCCACAUGCAAAGUAAGAGGGUCUAUUCCAAAAUCAUUCCAUCACUAGUUUACUCAUACUUUGAUAAAACUAUUUUUCAAAAUCACACUGUUCUAAACUACAUAGACUCACCAACCUUGUUAUGAUUUGGAAAUUCACAUGUUAGAAUGAAAAGAGCAGUAAAGCCUAGCUAUUUUCCUCUAUUCCUUCGUUAAAUAGAGGCAAAAAAAAAGUUAAGUCUUCCUUAAAAGAGCCAAAUGAAACUUUUGCAAAUAUUUAUGUUAAAGUUACAACUAAGUUUAUUUUUGUAUUUGUUUAAUAACUUUUGUAUAAACCUCAUUAUUGUUUGGAGAGGUAGAAAUGUAUCUGUCAAUAUUUGUGUAACUAUAAUCAUGUCAAAGUUUGAAUUGUUUGUACAGCUUUGUAGCUUGUCACGCUUUGUACUUUUUUUAAUACUGUAUUUUUUUAAAAAUAAUUUUCUGGAAUUGUUUCCUCAUCUUGCCCAUGAUAGAAGUUGGACUAUACACAUGCACACAUGUUAUGGACUAUUCCAUUUUAUUUUUUUCCCCAUUUUUAAAAAAAAUUUUUUGAUGCUCACAAGCUGCUUAGUCAUUUCUGCUGGCUUUUCCUCCAUCCAACUUUGAAAUCUUUGUGUGCAUAUGCUAUCUGCUCAAGAAACAGCUUUGGAACAUUUGAGUCUUUGAGGGGGAAAAAAUCCAGAGACAUGCUUUCAUCAAGCACUCCAUCAGACUUUGAGAAGGCAUCGUGUGAAAUCACUGACUUUCCAAAUCAACUCCCCUACUCUUCCCAGUGAAAAAAAAGGAAAAAAAAGGGUAAACAAAAAGUUGUUUUACUCAUUUGAGAGUAAAACCCCAGUUUGGGAAUAUGGGAGGGCUUAGGGAGACUGUAAAAUCAAAUCUCGUGUUACAUUAUUUUUUUCCUGGCUCACUCUUUUUGAGAAGGUUUAUGGGCUAUGUGGCUGGUGAGACACGAUCCCCUCCUCCCUAAGGAAAUGUAGGUGCUCAGACAGGUAACCUCUGCUGCUACUGUUUUUUAUUUUAUUUAAAAUUUGUUUUCAUUGUUCUAGGAUUUUAAGAAGUAAUAUAUUGCAGGACUUAUAACCAGAUUCACUCCUUUUUCUUUCUUUCUUUUAAAAAAAUAAAUGUUUUAUUUAAAGUA